Sclerotinia sclerotiorum 1980 UF-70 is the source of this 867-nucleotide messenger RNA. RefSeq lists its product as hypothetical. NCBI's taxonomy places the organism in Eukaryota, Fungi, Ascomycota, Leotiomycetes, Helotiales, Sclerotiniaceae. The record is from RefSeq and is a predicted model, not a curated record. Bases 1 to 867 code for a protein of 288 amino acids. The transcript has a single exon.
AUGUUAUUACCAUCCGCCUUCGCCUGUAGCGAUUCUUCGCAACCACAUCCACAACAGUCUCGAAAUCGCAAUCUCCUAUUCGCAUCACCACCUCUUUCACCCACUCUUUCACCAUCUUCUACACCUACCAUCAGCAAUUUGUUCCAAUCAUGUCGCGCUCUACAAUCCAUGCUCACAACUCCAACACAAUUACCUUCGCCACCCAAAGUUCACGCAGAUAUACCCUCAUCACUUCCUACAAUUAGCAACUCGCCUGCAAAACUAAGAUUGCGCAUACCAUCCACAGCAAAGAAAGUCGGCCCAGAAGUCGCUGAUAGGAAACGUAUUACGAAGCGAGCGCAAAGAGAAGCUCCACGAGGAAUUAAUAAGAGGAGGAGAGCGAUGGAUGAUGAUAUGAUUUGUGAGGAUAUGGGUGAUGUUUCGGAACAGGAACAUGAGGAUACAGAAUCCCAAGCUCCCCGUACACCGAAACGUAGGCGGAGAAUUGCACCCGAGGUGUUACCUUUGGGCUUGGAGAGAAGCGAUUUCCAUACUCUACGCCUGGCCGAAAUGGAGAAACCUGAUGAUGGGAGUGCAUUUGUCUUUAGUGCGGGGGGUAUUUCACAGCGUGUUGAGAGUGGAGCACAGGGAUACGAGGAGGAGGAAAAAGAUGGAGAUGAUUGGUCAACGGAGGAAGAUAGAAUGUUAGUGGAGUUAGUAUUGGGAAAGCUCAAGUUGAGUAAAAGUGAUUGGCAAGAUUGCGCGAGGAGUUUAGGGAAGGAUAGAGGAAGUGUAGGGAAGAGAUGGAAGAGUCUAAUGGGUGCUGGAGAAGUGGGAUUGAAGGGAAGGAGAAGGACAAGGACGAGGUUACAUUCUACUUGGAGAUGA